GGCAUUGGAUCGUUGGAUUAAUGAAAGCUUUGGAAACUGUCAAAAGUCAUGAGCUUUUAAUCCCAAUCACACGUAUCAAUAUUACAAAAGUUUUCAGAUAUUUACGGGAUAGACAAUCGCGAGAAGAUUCUUUACUGGUUGUCAAAUAUAUGCUUCUUGGUUACCAAAUUGCGUCUGACGUUUUCAUGUUAGUUGUUCCAAUGUAUCCAGAAGUGCUGGAUAUUAUUUCUCAAGAAAGUGAUCAAAUUGACGUGUUGCAUGAGCUUUCUGGCAUUGCUCAAUGUUUAAUGUGCCGUUUUUCAGUAAAUCAAAAUCAAUUUGCAUCUCUUAAACAGAAAUUAGAAAAUUUGGGAAUGCCGAAGUUAUUACAAAGCGAAAUUAGGACUAUUCUGCAAGAACAUAAUUGGAAUAAAAAUAUAAAGAGUGCAG
Messenger RNA from Dentiscutata heterogama, 429 nucleotides. The record is from the annotation of a GenBank genome assembly. NCBI's taxonomy places the organism in Eukaryota, Fungi, Glomeromycota, Glomeromycetes, Diversisporales, Gigasporaceae.